UUAUGUGGUCCACUGUCAAUUUGAAUCAAACUACUAACUAGCACUCCGUAGAGAAGUCCUAAAGCAGUAUUCCAUUAUCAGGGCUCCACAAUAUCUUGCGUCAUAACGUCGGAACUGAACCGAUAGGAUCCAUAUACCCGAGAAUAUUGAUUAGCAUCUCUUCCACUUUGAUGAUUUUGUGUUUUGUGCCAAAAAGAACAGAUUCAGAUCAAGCAUUCUACUCUAAACUUUGAUGAAAAAGUAAAAGUCCACUCGUUAAUUGCCAACCAUAACCUACACUGGGUGAUUACUGGUGCACUGACGAACACGCUUUCCGAUAUCCAAUAACCGGAUGCCAACUCCAGACCAAAGACGAAUAGUCUCCAAUGGCCCUAUUCAGCGAACACGAAGGCCAACAAUGGCCUCAAAUCUGCCAACUCCUUCUGGCCGUCGGACUGACAUCGCUGAUCGGAAUCGAGCGCCAACUGCGUCAAAAGGCUGCUGGACUACGCACCAACACGCUCGUCGGAAUGGGGUCCGCUCUCUUCAUGCUCAUGUCCAAAUACGGCUUCACGGACAUUUUGGCCCGAUACAUGAUUGUGCUUGACCCGUCGCGAAUAGCAGCUCAGAUCGUCUCUGGGGUCGGAUUUAUCGGUGGAGGGAUCAUAUUCAAGCAAGCUUCGGAUGUGAGGGGCCUCACGACGGCGGCGGCGGUGUGGUUGAGUGCCGCGAUCGGAUCGGCGUGUGGUGCAGGACUGCCUAUACUGGCAGCCAUCACGACUGGGUUGUAUUUUGUGACGGUGUUAGCUUAUCCGUUGGUAUGGUACUCGAUCGAGAGGGUGAGGAAGCGGAAUGCAUUGGUCGAGUCAUGUAUUACGGUGCGGUAUCGUCGAUCAGAGAUGGGCUUGGAGCCGAUUCUGGAGGGAGUGUUGAAAGCCGGCGCGGAGUCGGUCCAGGUUAGGAGGAUCGAAGAGGUGGUAAUGUCAUCUAUACACAGUCCAGUCGUGGGCACGAUGGAGAGAUUGGAGAGACCAGCAACAAGACAGUCGACGGCUAACAUGCCUGGAGUCUCGCCGUUGCCACCGCCAAUGGAGAGUCAGGGGUAUUACAGUCGAAUUUUCGAUCUGCACAUCGUGGUGAGAGGACAUGAAUCGCCAAAUGAGCUUAUAGUUGGGCUAUCGCAGCUGAACUCUGUUGUUGGUGUGUGGAUUGAGGGAGAUACAGGAGAUGAGGUAUAGGAGGAUCCUAAUUGGACCAAGGGAUACCAUAUUAUUCGAUUUAGAUGAUGCAGAAAAGGGCAUCUUACUGGAAACAGGUACUAUUAGGAAGUUUUAAACUAGACCAGUGUCCCGAUGUGGAAUAUCCUUCAUCUACUCAUAGGUUCACAAGGCUCAUGUGACAAACCAAAUAAUCCAUCGUCUCAC
Messenger RNA from Paecilomyces variotii, 1403 nucleotides. Its product is annotated as Mg2+ transporter MgtC family protein. NCBI's taxonomy places the organism in Eukaryota, Fungi, Ascomycota, Eurotiomycetes, Eurotiales, Thermoascaceae. The record is from RefSeq and is a predicted model, not a curated record. The transcript has a single exon. Gene Ontology annotation, cellular component: membrane. Bases 366 to 1217 code for a protein of 283 amino acids.